AUGGUACUCAGAUCCAAGCUUCCAAAGUGGCGACGAAUUGAAAGGAAACGUAAUGAACUGGGAGAUUUUGGCGGAAAAGAAAGAGCUCAACUACGGCAGCAACUGCCCGAAGAAUGGAAACUAUCCGAUAAAACUGUGGCGGCACUCAAAGCAGAACCAAAUGAUCUGAUAAAAACCUGGAUACUCUUGCCCAGAGACGGAAAUGCUGUUACCCAUUCCACCUUGCUGCAGUUGCAGAGCAAUAUUCAAAACCGAAAAUGGACGAGUUAUGAUGUCACAUUAGCCUUCUGCCAUCGUGCUGCACUGAUCCAUCAGGUAGUUAAUUGUUUAUCUGAGAUAUGUUUCAAAGAUUCUUUAGCAACCGCUAAGAAGUAUGAUGAAAGUAGACCGGAUUGUUUACCGCCGCUAUACGGCAUUCCAAUUUCUGUGAAGGAUCAAUGUAAUGUAGAAGGGUUAGACACAACAUUGGGAUACUUAGGUAAAUCAUUCAAACCCAAGACACGGAAGAUGGAGUCUUUGAUAGUGUCAUUGCUCAGAAAUGCGGGCGCAAUUAUAUAUGUGAAAACCACUGUACCGUCUUCCAUGAUGGCAACAGAGACAUUUUCAAACACCUUUGGAUACACCUACAACAGUAUUAAUAUGCGGUUCUCUACAGGAGGCUCAAGUGGAGGCGAGGGUGCACUGAUAGCCGCGCAUGGAUCUGUGCUUGGGUUGGGGACUGAUAGUAGGGGGUAUAUAAGGAUCCCUGCUAGUUACCAUGGCAUAUUUGGUUUGAAACCGAGUACAGAGAAGGUUCCUUACCUGAGGAUUGAUAACUCUUUUGAAGGUAGAGAAGUAAUUCCUAGUGUAAUCGGCCCUUUAGCAAGAAAUUUGGACGACUUGAGAUACUUUAUGGAUCUGGUUGCCAAUAAUUUCAUGCCUUGGAAGUACGAUGUAAAGUGUAAACCGUUUUUCUUCAGUUGCAAAGAUAAGCAAUUUGAAAGGGAUUAUGUUGUUGGAAUUCAGUUUGAGGAUGGAAUGAUAACACCCCCACCAAGCGACAUCAGAGCUCUAAAAUUAUGUGAAGCAGUAAUCAAUGAAAUGGAAGGCUUCCGAACCAUUAGAUGGGAACCUCCCACAGAGUUGAACGAAAGGAUGUAUAAUCUAGCCUUCGAAACGGAUAUGGCUGACGCAGGCUGUGAGAUCAAAUCAGAAUUCGAUGCCACUGGGGAGCCUCUACUAGACAUCCUGAAACCAAUUGUGCUUGAUGACCAGUCCAAACAGUACACAGUUAAUCAAUGGUGGAACCUGAGUAAAAGGAUAUCCGAUGCAAAACAAGAGUACAGGGACUACUACAACAGUUUUGAAGAAAACGAUAGGCCCAUUGUAAUUAUCAGUCCGUCCACUCUUAAUGCGUUUAGACCUGGUGAUAUGCUAAAGACGACUCUGAAAUAUAUUCUGUUCGUCAAUCUCUUGAAUUUCCCAUCUCUAUCCCUGCCAAUUAGCUCAAUCAACUCUCUGACGGAUGGCAAACAAGACUGUUCCAAAGCACUCAACCCUGAAGACAAAAUGCUAAUGGAUUAUUGGAAUAGCCUUAUUGAUUCUGGUGAUAUGGAAAACUUUCCAAUCUGUUUACAGGUACUGAGCCCCACUUUUGAUGACAAUGAGGUUUGUAAGUUUGGUGCCUUACUGUCGGAAAAGCUUACAAGUCUAUAA
This is a messenger RNA of Huiozyma naganishii CBS 8797, 1695 nucleotides long. RefSeq names its product putative amidase (gene AMD2). Bases 1 to 1695 code for a protein of 564 amino acids. The record is from RefSeq and is a predicted model, not a curated record. The transcript has a single exon. NCBI's taxonomy places the organism in Eukaryota, Fungi, Ascomycota, Saccharomycetes, Saccharomycetales, Saccharomycetaceae.